This is a messenger RNA of Daldinia decipiens, 2909 nucleotides long. Its product is annotated as alpha/beta-hydrolase. The coding region runs from base 532 to 2385 and encodes 617 amino acids. The record is from RefSeq and is a predicted model, not a curated record. Gene Ontology annotation, molecular function: mRNA guanylyltransferase activity; protein tyrosine/serine/threonine phosphatase activity. The transcript is spliced from 4 exons. NCBI's taxonomy places the organism in Eukaryota, Fungi, Ascomycota, Sordariomycetes, Xylariales, Hypoxylaceae. Gene Ontology annotation, biological process: 7-methylguanosine mRNA capping; dephosphorylation.
CGUAUCAGUCGACAAUUCAAUGUUCCAUUGAAUCGCUCACUUCACAUGUAUGCUGUACAACUAUAACCAAACGGGUUAUAUCUUAUUAUUAGAUCUCGAAUUAUCUGACAAUUCAUUGUUUUUUAUUUGUCUCGCAUCGUACCACCGUAUAUAUAUUUCUCUAGGGGGGCCAGCCUCGUUAUCUCAUUUUCAUUAUCUUCUUUGCUGGUUGCAGCCCAACGUGUGAAUCAUCUUGAGCCGAUAUUGCGAUCUAUCGUGGGAACAUUACCUGAAUAUUGCAUGAGUCGCAUGCGAUCUCGUCUCUCUUAGAGGGAGGGACUAAUAAACUCGGAUCAUCACUUACAACGAUACCUUCGACCUUCGGGUGUUAUUUACAAUACACAUUAAAUUCGUGGGUUCCCAUUACCGUGCUCAUUAUUUUGACCGCAAGAACUUUUCAGUGCCUACGCUUUCGUCGGAGACGGGCGAAACGCCCCCGGCCUCAUUAUCAUCUUAGUGGGGAGUGCAUGGUUUCUGUAUCUACGAAAUCGAAUGGCUAAGACCCGGGCCAACGGGGCCGAGUCGAAAGAUGCGAACGCCACAGACCCCCCGCUGCUCCGGAAUCACUCCAAGGUAGUCUCAUAUACUGCACACCGGAGUGGUAUAACUUACCCCGGCAUUCGUGUCUUCUAUCGACGCCAUCCUAAAGCGGAUGAGCUUCCCCGGCAUCCAGCUUCGUUACCUCUCUUGGUAUUUAUUCACGGCCUUGGAGGUUCCAUCGCCCAAUUUCACCCCCUUCUCACCAGUCUCGUCAACUCCGCAUCUUGCCUGGCUGUUGAUCUGCCCGGAUGCGGUCUAUCCCAGUUUGCCCCAACAUCGUGGAAUGCGUAUACAACAGAUGCGCUGACCGACUUACUCGAGACCGUCAUCGAUGGCUAUCGGGAGAAGGACCAAGGGCUUGUCCUAAUCGCCCAUAGCAUGGGGACUGCGAUUGCGGCAAGAAUUGCUAACAAGCAGUCUGCGUUCUACUUACGGCCUCCUUCCCAUGUGAUGGGAUUAAUCGCAGUAUGCCCCGUGUCCGGGCCACCACCGCGGCGGGCAGUGCGUAACAUUCGCAUGCUACUUUCGCUUCCAGAUUUCAUCUUCAAUCUCUGGCGGGCUUGGGAUAGAUGGGGCGGCCCCGAGAGCGCCAGCGUUAAGCGUUUUGUCGGCCCCGGGGCAGACCUCGAGGCCCGGCAGCUCCAAGACAAGUUUAAUAAUGGAAGUCGGACUCCGGUGUUCCGUCGAAUGGCGUGGGGCGCAUUGCCGACAUAUUCUAAAGACGGCAAAUUCGUCGGGGGUAUGUUUGGCGAACCCACUUGGGCCGGCCUCAAUAUUCCGGUCUAUCUUAUUGGUGGCGAGUAUGAUACCGUCACGCCGCCUACAGAAAUAGAAAAGAUUCGCAGUCUUCUCGAAUCGGCAACCUCGGAAGGUAGUUCCCCUGAGGAUAUGUCUAACACUAGCGAAGUGGGUGCAAUUGUGGACGCCGCAGCCCCAGUGAACACUACAUCGGCACCACAAGCACACAUGCCGGAAUCGAUCGAGGCGAUUACCGACGAUGAUUUUAAACGGAAGCAGCAGCAAACGUCAAACGUAGAAGAGCAUUAUGAAGACCCUACCACGCCUAGGGACCAGGACUCCAUCGGCGGUAUUCCCCCACAACCCCAGCACCCGGCCAAGAUCAUUAAAGUCACAUUGUUGCCAGCUGGACACGCUAUGCUUUACAUGCCAACCACGGUUCGCACUUUAGCAGGGCUAAUAGGCGACUUUAUGAAUGAUCACAUCACCGGUCGAUUUUCGCUGGGGUGGCAGCUACAACAUCUCUCGCGCGACGGCAAGUGGGACGUUAAAAAUCUUGCCAAGUGGAAAAGCGUCCAACCCGUUUCUAAGCCCAUCGGAGGAGUCUUUCGCGCGAUGAAGACACUCCGCGAGGUCGACGAAGAGCAUUCCCCUAAAGUCUUCACGGCUAAAUGGGGCGACAUAAUUAAAGAUAUUAUUGAUAUAAGUCAUGCAGAUCCGGUGUACGACCCCAAAAGUUUUGGAGAAGGGAUCAAGUACCACAAGUUCCCGACGGUAUCUAAAAUCCCACCAACAGAUACGGAGGUGGCCAGUUUUAUCAAAUUGGUGGACCAGAUCCGGGUGGAGCAAGCGGAGCGUGCGGCAGAUGAGCAGUCUUUUAUCGGCGUCCAUUGUCACUACGGAUUCAACCGCACUGGUUACUUCGUCGUGUGCUAUCUCGUCGAACGUUGCGGAUACGGAGUCCAGCAGGCCAUCGAAGAGUUCGCGGUCAAACGACCAAAUGGUAUCAGACAUUCUCACUUCCUCGAUCGCUUGUACGUUCGCUACGCUCCCGCCAUACGGAAGUAAUCGUAGAUUUAUCUCAUCGCAUCUCUGGGUCUAGCAGGCACUCUUCUUCAUCGGAAUUGGUUUGGUAUUUGAGGGUAUUUUAAAUCUCGGGUUUAGAACUAGGAACUAGGUGUAUGAGCUGUAGGGAUGAGGGUUUAUUGCUAUGCUUUUUUCUAUCUUCUCCUUCUUUUCUAGAGCCCACUCUGUACGACUACCGGAGCGUUUGUAUCUCGACGUGUAGGCGUUUACCCAAUAGAGGACUAACUAUUUGGUUUACUCUACGUUAUUUCUGUGCUCGGGGGUUUUAUUGUGGAUUUACCUGUCAGGUUGUAUGUGUGAGACUAAGCUAGAAGGUAAAGAGACGGAUGAGCUUACAGCAGGUAGUGUAGGUUCCAAUUGCGACGAGUGUGAAUACCAGCAACGUAAAGUCCUUGGCCGUAGUUUGUUACAAUGCAGAUCACAUUAAUUUUAAUCGCACCCAGAGAUUUCCACAGCUUAGUGUUUUUAGUUUACAGAUGCGAGAUAGAAAAUACCUGUCACAUCAC